UUCUUUCUUUUUUUCCCGCUCUGACAGCCACUACCCCUUCAUUGGAAGCGAAGAUACGCCGCGAGUUGGCGUAGUGGUGCAACCCACGUCGUCCCACAACCACUGCUACGUACCCCUCGCACCCAACCACCUCCUCCACGUCCUCUUCCCCCUCCUCUUCUCCUUCUUCUAGCUAGUCUCCAUCGGGUCUCCCACCUUCCCUCCCUCCCUCCCAUCGUGUACGCUACGUACGAGAAACCACCAGCCAAUACCGCGUCCUCUCCUCUCCUCAUCGCUGCCACCUCAAGGGGCGCGCGCGCGUGCUCCUGCUAAGUAGGUACAUAGGGGACCGGGCGGAUCGGACCAACAGGAUGGACGUCGGCGGCGGCAGCAGCGGCGGUGGCGAGGAGGAGGAGGUGGACCGGGCCGCCGGCGCCGGCAGCAGCCAGCCGCAGCGGAUGAAGAUCGGCUGGCCCACCGACGUGCGCCACGUCGCGCACGUCACCUUCGACCGCUUCCACGGCUUCCGCGGCGUCCCCGCCGAGCUCCAGCCCGAGCCCGCCCUCGCCAAGGCCCCCAGCGCCAGCAAGACGGCGUUCGGCGUGUCGACGGAGUCGAUGCAGUGCGCUCACGACGCGGGGAACAGCGUGCCCACCAUCCUGCUCCUCCUGCAGCGCCGCCUGUACGAGCAGGGCGGGCUCAAGACGGAGGGCAUCUUCCGCGUGGCCGCCGACGGCGCGCAGGAGCAGCGCGUCAGGGACCAGCUCGACCUCGCCGCCUCCGUGCCGGAGGACGCCGACGUGCACUGCCUCGCGGGGCUCAUCAAGGCCUGGUUCAGGGAGCUGCCGGGCGGCCUGCUGGACGCGCUGCCGGAGGAGGAGGUGGCGCGCUGCGCCACGGAGGAGGCGGCGGCGAGGCUGAUCGGUAAGCUGCCGGCGGCCAAGGCGGCGCUGCUCGACUGGGCCGUGCAGCUCAUGGCGGACGUGGCGAGCGAGGAGGCGCGGAACCGGAUGGGCACCCGCAACGUCGCCAUGGUCUUCGCGCCCAACAUGACGGAGGAGGUGGAUCCUCUGACAGCGCUCAAGUACGCGGUGCAGGUGAUGAACUUCCUCAACCUGCUCAUCGAGCGGGCGCUCCGACAAAGGCAGCAAGAUCAGAAGAAGAAGCAACCUAAAUAGUUAAUUGAUGGUUUGAUUGACGCUUUGGUUAAUCGAUUAGUCCCGUGGUUAGUUAAUUUCGUUCAGUUGGGUGUCCAUCGACUAAGCUGACUUUGUAUGUACCUGAGCCUAGCUAGGACCCAGCAAAUCAGCUAGAUGUGUGCGUGCGUCUGUUAAUCAUGUCUGAUUUCCCCUUUGAAUACUUGUGCUCUUUGAUUGUGUAUUUGUCAUUCCACCCGCUUGUUUUCCGAUCUUUUUUUUUUUUGCGAAGUUCGAUUUUGCUACUGAGGGCUGAGGUCGAUCCACGUCACCCGCUAUCCACUAAGGUUGUUCUAUAGACCAUGGCCCAUGCAGAAAAACAAAGUUGUUCCCAUUCUCUCGAAAGAAAUAGAAUGUGUAUUUUCCUUUUGUGGGUAAACUGAGCAACAUCGCCCUUGCCUAUUGGCCUUACGCCCUUACAUCCACACCUUGUUUAGGGUUAGAUAAAAUACAACAUUUCAGCAGUGACUAAAGUACGAUGAGAGGUUGCAUUUAAAUUGUAAACAACAUUUAUGAACAAUAACCAAUCUUUUGGCACAAAAGAUCUAGUGAAAGGUGGCUUCUCAAAGGUGGCAAAAACAUAUAACACAAUUAUUUUUCAUAGGGUUGCUGGUGAGGGGAAAUAUGCAA
This is a messenger RNA of Aegilops tauschii subsp. strangulata, 1805 nucleotides long. Its product is annotated as rho GTPase-activating protein 2. Gene Ontology annotation, molecular function: GTPase activator activity. NCBI's taxonomy places the organism in Eukaryota, Viridiplantae, Streptophyta, Magnoliopsida, Poales, Poaceae. Gene Ontology annotation, biological process: signal transduction. The record is from RefSeq and is a predicted model, not a curated record.